CUCCAUAGCCUUGAGAAAUUAUGUAGAGAGAUGUAGGGCAUCACCACGAGUGAUGAUCAUGUGCUGGAUGAAGUUUCGAACAUUGUUUCUCAUUAUUGGAUUUUGCGGAAUCGUUUUGUUGAUUAUACAGGUACAUCUGACUCCCGAUCACGAUGAAACUUCAAUUUCCAAAGAUGAGCCAGUGAUACUCUGGUGGACGCCCUUUGGAUCCGAUGGUGCCUCCAGGACAUGUGGACAAUUCCGAUGUCAUUUCACGCAAAAUCGAAGUCAUCGGAAUCAUCAUAAUCUAAAGGCUAUUUUAUUUUAUGGAAGCAAUCUGGAGGUUAAUGAUCUGCCGAUCCCUCGAGCCCCUGGCGUCCAAUGGGGAUUACUCCACGAAGAAUCACCCAAAAAUAAUUUAAUGUUUGUUCACGAGGAAGCACUCAAAUUAUUUAAUUAUUCAUCGACAUUCAGUAGAUUCAGUGAUGUACCUCUAACGCUCGUUGACCUGCCAGGAGAGGAGGAGUUAUUGGACAAAAAAUUUUUCACACCAACAAAUGAGAAAAAUAGACUGGUAAAGGAGGAGAAUCGCGCUCCUCUGCUUUACCUCCAAUCAAACUGUGAUACCCUCAGUGACAGGGAUUUAUAUAUCUCCGAAUUGAUGAAGUACAUUCGUGUUGAUGCUUUUGGAGCUUGUCUAAACAAUCGAAAUCUCCCGGACGAUUUGAGAAAGAAUUACAUCGAGAAAUUGCACAGUGACAAGCUGAAAAAAUUCGUCGGGAAGUACAAAUUCACUCUGGCAUUCGAAAAUGCUGUCUGCGACGAUUAUAUCACUGAAAAGCUAUGGAGACCUUUAAUUGUAGGGUCUGUACCUAUUUAUUACGGUUCUCCAACGUUCAAAGAUUGGCUGCCAAAUGAUUCUUCAGCUAUUGGAGUGCAGGACUUUGAGUCUCCGAAACACCUGGCCGAAUUUUUACAGCAAUUAGUGAAGAACGACACAGCAUAUGAGCAGUAUUUACGGCACAAAUUGACAAAAACUGGAAUUUCCAAUGACAGGCUGUUGAAAAAUUUGAGGAAAAGACCUGAGGAGAUCGUUAGUGUGUUUGAAUACUAUCUUCGAACUUUUGAAUGUCAAGUCUGUGCGAAAAUCCAUCGGAAUGAGUCGCGAAAGCUUACGAGGAAAGAAUACCGCUGUCAGAAACCGGAUGGGAGGUUCAAUUUCAAUGGGAAUAAUGUGGAAAACUCGUGGAUUGACGUCUGGAAUGCGGAAAAAUGCACUGGAAAAUUACUUACUGAAUAUUUGUUGAAAAAUAAGAGCUUCCUUGGGAGAGACUUUAAUACGAAAAAAAUGGAGAUGUAUAGAAAUAAUCAAUGCUGAGGAUAUUUCUACAUUUGUGUGGCUGCCUACCUGGUGUCUGUCUGAUGAUAAUGUAUCGUCUGCAGAUAUCGGAAUGAUUUUGAACAAUUGUAAAAUAUCUGAACGAAGUCCGUUUUUCGGAAUAAUAACAAAUUCUCUUUUUAGUUCCGA
Messenger RNA from Diachasmimorpha longicaudata, 1507 nucleotides. It is a transcript of the gene FucTB, whose product is annotated as alpha-(1,3)-fucosyltransferase 10. Lineage: Eukaryota; Metazoa; Arthropoda; Insecta; Hymenoptera; Braconidae. Gene Ontology annotation, cellular component: membrane. The record is from RefSeq and is a predicted model, not a curated record. Gene Ontology annotation, molecular function: alpha-(1->3)-fucosyltransferase activity. Bases 53 to 1357 code for a protein of 434 amino acids. The transcript has 6 exons.